This is a messenger RNA of Bombina bombina (fire-bellied toad), 1467 nucleotides long. Its product is annotated as casein kinase II subunit alpha'-like. Gene Ontology annotation, biological process: regulation of chromosome separation; protein phosphorylation. Lineage: Eukaryota; Metazoa; Chordata; Amphibia; Anura; Bombinatoridae. The record is from RefSeq and is a predicted model, not a curated record. Gene Ontology annotation, cellular component: nucleus; protein kinase CK2 complex; cytosol. Gene Ontology annotation, molecular function: protein serine/threonine kinase activity; ATP binding.
CUGGCUUUGCUGUGUGCUGCCGCCCCCCUUAUCCUGCGUGUGGCCUCUUGCCGCCUCCCAAGCCCAGGGCUGCGGGGCCUGUUUUCCAGUGUCCCCGGAGCCAUGCCGGGCCCGCAGGCUGGGAGCAGAGCCCGGGUUUAUGCGGGCGUUAACAGCCUAAGGAGUCGCGAGUACUGGGACUACGAGGCGCACGUCCCUAAUUGGGGAAACCAAGAGGAUCAACUAGUCAGGAAACUUGGCCGCGGCAAGUACAGUGAGGUGUUUGAAGCCAUAAACAUCACCAACAAUGAGAGGGUCGUGAUGAAGAUUCUCAAGCCAGUAAAAAAGAAGAAAAUAAAGCGAGAAGUGAAGAUUCUCGAGAACCUGCGUGGAGGAACCAAUAUUAUCCACCUUCUAGACACCAUCAUAGAUCCUGUGUCCAAAACCCCAGCUUUGGUUUUUGAAUAUAUCAAUAAUACAGACUUUAAGCAACUGUAUCAGAUCCUUACAGACUAUGAUAUCUGCUUUUACAUGUAUGAGCUGCUGAAGGCUCUGGACUAUUGUCACAGUCAAGGGGUGAUGCAUCGUGAUGUGAAACCACAUAAUGUCAUGAUUGACCACCAGCAGAAAAAGCUUCGCUUGAUAGAUUGGGGCCUUGCAGAGUUCUACCAUCCAGCACAAGAGUAUAAUGUGCGUGUAGCCUCCAGGUACUUCAAGGGACCUGAACUUCUUGUGGAUUAUCAGAUGUAUGAUUACAGCCUUGAUAUGUGGAGUCUGGGCUGCAUGUUGGCCAGUAUGAUUUUCAUAAAGGAGCCAUUUUUUCACAUACAAGAUAACUAUGAUCAGUUGGUCCGGAUCGCAAAAGUACUGGGCACAGAUGAGCUUUAUGGAUACCUAAAGAAAUAUCACAUAGAGUUGGAUCCCCAUUUCAAUGACAUCUUAGGACAGCACUCACGAAAGCGCUGGGAGAAUUUCAUACAUAGUGAAAAUAGACACCUUGUGACUGCAGAAGCACUAGACAUGCUAGAUAAGCUGCUGCGAUAUGACCAUCAGCAGAGACUAACGGCACGUGAAGCCAUGGAGCACCCCUACUUCUAUCCUGUAGUAAAGGAACAACAGGCUCAGACAGACAGUCCUCUGCUCUCUGGCAGCUUGUCAGCAGCACGAUGAGUACCAGGGAUUGUGGGACGCCGCUGCUGUUCUCACCAUGUUUCUCGUGAAUAGAUCCAGAGUACACACUGGAGCAGAUUUUGGCAUUGGCCGCAGUGAGUGAAGGGAAAGUUAUAUCAGUUGGUCCCAUCCGUACCGGAACCCAGAAUCCCACUAUUUACUAACCAAGAUACUGCGAUGGACAGGUUGUCAAUUCCAGGAGCCCCCAACUGGGGAUAAAUAGCCACCAACAGGACCCAUGGACUGAGGAGCCCAAACUGCAGACGUCCCCCACUCUCCCUCAUUUUUCUCAAUGGGCAGAAAGCCCUCUGAGUUCUA